Ipomoea triloba (trilobed morning glory) is the source of this 3438-nucleotide messenger RNA. Its product is annotated as WD repeat-containing protein 44-like. Lineage: Eukaryota; Viridiplantae; Streptophyta; Magnoliopsida; Solanales; Convolvulaceae. The coding region runs from base 440 to 3130 and encodes 896 amino acids. The record is from RefSeq and is a predicted model, not a curated record. Gene Ontology annotation, molecular function: protein binding. The transcript is spliced from 8 exons.
GGACGCACAAAAGCAUCUCCCACCUCUACUCUCUCCCCCCUCACCCCCAAAACCCCACAAACAGUUAUUGUCUCUCUCUAUCUCUCUCCCUCUCUCUCUCUCUCUCUCUCUUUCGUUCUCACUCAUAGGGCUUCGCUCUUCUCUGUACCCUUCUCUCUCUAAGCCCAUCAUCGGAUCUGAGUUCCCAACGCUAAAACCCAUCUUCGAUAUUGUCUGAUCCUCCCGCUUCCCCACAUUGUUGUACGCUCUUGACUUCACUCAUUCUCUUCAUUAUAUAUAUCUAUAUAUUUAUAUAUAUACAUAUAUUAUAUAUAUAUAUACUGAGUGUAAGGACUAAGGUGGGGCUGAAGGAAAUCCGACCCGGAUUGGAUCGGGGCGUUGCUCGGGGCAUUUUCAUGGAAAUGCCUCGGCCCGGCGGGGGAGAACAACGACCACAACGAUGAGCAGAGCCCGGCCCGACGAGGAAGACGAAGACGAGUGUUUUCACGACUCGCUUGACCGUCUACUCUCUUCCGCCAACACUUCCUGCUCUUCCUCGGCUUUGCCGUCCGACGACGAGGAUGAUCCCAAUUCCCGGCUCGGUUCGCCCAAUUAUGGCCCGGUUAUUGUUCCUAAGUUCCCCGCUGCUAACAACUACGAUGUCUGGAUCUCCCAGCCUUCCUCUAUCGAAGAACGCCGCCUCCGCCUUCUCCGCCAGAUGGGACUCAGCUGUGACGCGUCUCUGCUCCGCCACCGUCCACCGCCGUCCGCUGCCGACGACGGAACGGAGAAUUUUGGCAGAUCGGCGUCGUCGGAUCAGUUGAAAUGUUCAAGUAGCAGCGGGAUUGUCCGAUCGAAAUCGGACGGUGAUUGUAAUUCAUCUCGUUAUUCAACUUGUUCAUCGUCAUCAGUUCAUAGAAAUAGCGAAUUUCUUUCUAUUGAUUCCGCCCCCUUGAAAUCGGCAUCGGCCAAGGAGGCCAAUGUUGGUGGAAGCAUAGUUGUAAAUAAUAGUGAAUACCGUAGACGAAGUGCCAGUAACGUUGAUCAAUUGCGGAACUGCAAUGGAUCACUGCCUACCAAUCCUCUUUCACCCAAGAAGCCCCCCACGAGUAAGCAUAAAAGCAAUUCCUCCCAAAAUGGGAGCUGUAAUUUUGGACAUGGGGAGGGGGAGGAGGUUCUUAGGGUUGAGGAGGCUGUGUGUACAAUAAAGGAUCUUGAUAAUGGGAAGGAAUUUGUGGUGAAUGAAGUGAGGGAGGAUGGAAUGUGGAACAAGCUUAAGGAAGUAGGUACGGGAAGGCAGCUGACGAUGGAAGAAUUUGAGAUGUGUGUUGGGACUUCGCCCAUUGUUCAAGAACUGAUGAGAAGGCAGAGUGUGGAAGAUGGGAAUAAGGAUGGUUUGGAUUCCAAUGCAAAUGAUAGUAGUGGCAGUGGCUCUAAAUUGAAGAAGAGGGGAGGCUGGUUAAAGAGCAUUAGGAAUGUGGCAAACUCCAUGACUGGUUAUAAGGAGCGGAGGAGUAGUGACGAGAGAGAUACUUCAUCAGAGAAAGGUGGGAGAAGGUCAAGCUCUGCAACUGAUGAUAGCCAGGACGCAUCUUUUCAUGGACCGGAGAGAGUUCGAGUUCGACAGUAUGGGAAAUCUUGUAAAGAACUUUCAGCACUCUACAAAACCCAGGAAAUUCAGGCGCAUACUGGGUCUAUUUGGACUAUCAAAUUCAGUUUGGAUGGGAAAUAUCUUGCUAGUGCUGGUGAGGACUGUGCCAUACAUGUCUGGCAGGUUACAGAAUUAGAGAGGAAAGGUGACAUGCUACUGGAUAAACCUGAUGAUGGGAGCUUGAAUGUGAUUGUCCUUACAAAUGGGUCCUCUGAGCCGACUUCUGGGUCACCAAGUUUGGAUGGUCACACAGAGAAGAAGAGAAGUGGAAAAUCAUCCAUAAACCGUAAAUCAGUGAGCUUCGACCAUGUUUUGGUGCCAGAGACUGUAUUUGCCUUGUCAGAGAAACCCAUCUGUUCUCUUGAGGGACAUGAGGAAGAUGUGCUAGACCUCUCCUGGUCCAAAUCUCAGCGCUUGCUCUCGUCUUCAAUGGAUAAAACAGUACGACUCUGGGAUUUAUCUAGCAAAUCUUGUUUAAAGGUCUUCUCACACAGUGACUUUGUAACUUGCAUCCAGUUUAACCCUGUUGAUGAUAGAUACUUCAUCAGUGGUUCUCUGGAUUCUAAGGUCCGUAUAUGGAGCAUUCCUGAGAGGCAAGUUGUUGAUUGGAAUGAUCUGCAUGAGAUGGUUACUGCAGCAUGCUACACACCAGAUGGUCAGGGUGCACUAGUUGGUUCAUAUAAGGGGAGUUGCCUCUUGUACAACACAUCAGAGAAUAAAUUGCAGCAAAAAGGACAAAUUAAUCUACAGAACAAGAAGAAAAGAUCUCAUCAAAAGAAAAUUACAGGUUUUGAGUUUGUCCCUGGAAGUACAUCAGAAGUGCUUGUAACAUCUGCAGAUUCUCGAAUUCGGGUUAUUGAAGGUGUUGAUCUGGUUCACAAGUUCAAAGGGUUUCGCAAUUCAAAGAGUCACUCUGCCUCUCUCUCUGUUGAUGGAAGGUAUGUGGUCUGUGCCAGUGAAGAUUCAUAUGUAUAUGUCUGGAAACAUGAUGGUGAUUCUCGACCAAGUAGGAGCAAAGGGGUUACUGUCACACAGUGUUAUGAACAGUUCCACAGUCAAGAUGUUUCGGUGGCCAUUCCUUGGCCCGGAAUGUGUGAUACAUGGAGAUUUCAAGACAACUCUUCUCCAGAAGAACACAGUGGCCCAUUUGAUCAAACCGAUGAGGUCUCCACCUCAAAUCAUCCGCCUUCGCCUGCUGAAGAGGCAUACGGGAAUGAAUCCUCACCAUUGGCUUCUGGCUGCAGUAACAGUCCACUACAUGGAAUUAUAUGCAACGCCACAAACAGCUACUUCUUUGAUAGAAUAUCAGCAGCAUGGCCUGAGGAAAAACUCGUUUCAUCAACUAACAAAACCCAGAGCCCUCAUGCCAGCAUGGAUGACUUCUCCAGUAGUGGCCUUUAUCAGACAAAGUCUGCCGCCUGGGGCUUGGUCAUCGUAACUGCUGAUAACCGAGGUGAAAUCAGGACUUUCCAAAACUUUGGAAUGCCAAUACGGAUUUAGUUGGGUGAAAGCGUUCAGAAGCCAAAUUCAAGUACACAGCAUUUGUACAGAUCAGUGAGAUUUGUAAUAUUAGUCGUUUUUAUUUCUUGUUCUUGUACCAGUUGGGAUCUGGGAAUUAGAUAUCACGUCUGCCUGACUAGGCACUAAAGAGCUAUAUAUAUAAUAUAUAUAAACGAAAAAAAAAAAUUGUUAUUUGAGGUAAAAGUAAGGUACACACUUGUCCAGAAACCGAUGGUUUUUUCUGUAAUCAGCAAUUGUAGAGUGGAGCUUCAUGAAAUUUUAUUGAAUUAAACGAAAUUCUUUUACAA